GCGGCGAAUAGACGUACAAAAGAAAAAACAGCAAAAACUACAAACAUAUACGAGAAAAGUACAAGGUUUUUAAACGUUUAGAAUUAAAAUUCCCUAAAAGCUUUUAAUAUUUUUUUAUAAAAAUUUAAUAAAAACCAAUUGUUUAUAAUAACAACUUAACAUGGCUCUUGUCAAACCGAAAUCUGAGUUGACUCCCGAAGAAUUGGCACGCCAAGAAGAGGAGGAAUUCAAUACUGGUCCCCUAUCUGUGCUGACACAAUCUGUAAAGAACAACACACAGGUUUUAAUUAAUUGCCGCAAUAAUAAAAAACUUUUGGGCAGAGUAAAAGCCUUCGAUCGCCACUGUAAUAUGGUAUUGGAAAAUGUUAAGGAAAUGUGGACGGAAAUACCACGUACAGGAAAAGGCAAAAAGAAAGUAAAACCUGUAAACAAAGAUCGUUUCAUAUCAAAAAUGUUCUUAAGAGGCGAUUCAGUUAUAUUGGUUCUAAGAAAUCCUUUGGCCACAGCAGCUGGAAAGUAAAAGGAUGAUCAAGACACAGCCUACAGUUUUAUAUUUAAGUAACUGAAUUUGAGAGAAAAACUAAAAAUUUUUAUUUUAGUUUAUUUUACUUUGCGUAAAAAUAUGAAUAAAUUUUUAUUAAAAAAAAAGAAGAAUCAAAUAAUAAUAAUAAUAUAUUAAUUAUCCUCAGAUAACUGGGCAUGUAAAAUGGGUACAUAGUCAUCAUAUUGAGCCUGAUAAAAAUUACCAGCCAGAGGAGCACCCAAAUUGUAUUUUUCAGCAAAUUUAGCUGCCUUGAAAUUGGGUCUAUUACGACGUGAAUUAUUGCCAACAUGGGGUUCAUCAAUGUCUAACUUUCCUGGUUGUUUGUAUAAAAGGAAAAUGUAACGAUGUAGACCAGUACCUUUGGGUGGUCCUGAACCCACAUAAGCAGCUACCACUUGACCUUGAUCAAUUUUAUUACCGGGUAUAUUGGCAACCAAC
This is a messenger RNA of Lucilia cuprina (Australian sheep blowfly), 982 nucleotides long. It is a transcript of the gene SmD2, whose product is annotated as probable small nuclear ribonucleoprotein Sm D2. Gene Ontology annotation, cellular component: U2 snRNP; U4/U6 x U5 tri-snRNP complex; U1 snRNP. Gene Ontology annotation, biological process: RNA splicing; spliceosomal snRNP assembly. The record is from RefSeq and is a predicted model, not a curated record. Gene Ontology annotation, molecular function: RNA binding. Lineage: Eukaryota; Metazoa; Arthropoda; Insecta; Diptera; Calliphoridae. Bases 161 to 520 code for a protein of 119 amino acids. The transcript is spliced from 2 exons.